Messenger RNA from Penicillium brevicompactum, 1548 nucleotides. RefSeq lists its product as uncharacterized. The transcript has a single exon. Lineage: Eukaryota; Fungi; Ascomycota; Eurotiomycetes; Eurotiales; Aspergillaceae. The coding region runs from base 1 to 1548 and encodes 515 amino acids. The record is from RefSeq and is a predicted model, not a curated record.
AUGGAUACCUUCGAAGCUCUUUUCCCUCGGGAUGCCAGUGCCUGUGAAACAGGCAAGCUGUGGUAUGUUUGCACGAUAGGCAGUUUUCGUGGCUGUUGCUCAACCGACCCGUGCACAUCGGGGGUAUGUCCUGAGAAUGAGGAUGAUCCUACGACGACCUCCGCAACGAGUUCUUCGGAUUUGGAGCUCACGACCGCUGGGGCUGUCAAUAGACUUCCCAACGUGACACCUAGAACGACGACAACUUCGUCCGUGACCACAUUGACUGAAGCAGUCACGGUUUCAUCAGACGAUCCAACGUCGACUAUGUCUGCUUCUCCAACAUCCCGAACCUCAGCGUCAUCUUCAAGUUCAAAGCUUUCCACAGCUACUAACACAUCCACUUACCCGGUCGUUGCUGCCACAGAUGCAGCAGCCUCUCCAUCCACCACGCCCACCGGAAGUUCUAGUACAGCAUCUUCAAAUCGCGGGGCCAUAAUCGGCGGAGUGGUAGGAGGUCUAGCAGCUUUGGCAUUGAUUGCCCUUCUAGUCUUCUGCUGUCUUCGCCAAAGAAAAACGCAGAGGCAUUACGGAAGGCGUUCAACAUCUCUGUCAUGGUGGUAUCCGUACGGCCGUGUCCAAAAAGACCAAGCAGCCGGAUCCGAGAUGAAAGAGCCACAAUCCUAUGAUAGCGAAGCAUCCAGUAAGCAAGUCCCAGCAAGCUUUCGAGGGCAUUCUAACAAUGCCACAGGGUCGUUGACAGCGUCAAGCACUGUUUCCCCAAGCAACACAGGAGUUACAUCAGGAAUCCACCUUACCCCAAAUCUAGUACUGACCUCAUCUUCAACAAACCUCAUUUCAUUCUCGCCGCAGAAGCACCAACUCCCACCCACACCACAGCUCUCAACGGAACUCUUCGCUUCAGUCCCACGACGUCAACACUCCACACCCGAGCUACCAGACACAGGCUUCCCACGGCCGCGCGCCGAACUAGCCUCAAAUCAACAAAGCGAGUGGAUCAAUAUCCCGAUAAAUCAACGCCGUCAGACUCCUAUUAGGACCAGAAUAGGUCCCCGAGCAUGGGAAUCACCCGCUCUCACGCCUAUCGCAGCGAGUCCGCGCGAAAGUCCAAUCCGGGAGACCAGGGUCGACGCUGGACAUACGCGUAGCCAAAGCGAUGGCUGCAAUGCACCUGAACCCAGACAAGUCAUCACUGCUGAUGGGGUCGUGUUGGGAGCGAAUCUGGAUCGGUAUUCUAAUGGGCUGGAGAUUGCUAGGUCUUUGGAUCAGCAUAGGGGCGGUGGUACUGAGCAUGCUGGUACGGAUCAUGUUAUGAGCUUCAUGCAUUUUGGUGGAUCUGAGGGUGGUGUUGGGCUCAGCUUGAGGGGUCCUUCUGGUGGUUCCACUAGUCGAGAUAGAGAGAGAUCCGAUAUGGAUCGCACGGUUGUGGGUGAUCUUGAGGAUGUAGAAGGUGAUGUGCCGCCUGCUUAUGAGGCGAAUGAUGGUUCGCUGCAGCCGGAGAUCAAGUCUCCGUCUGGUAGGAUGGAAAUGAGUCUGAGGGGUGUUUGA